Messenger RNA from Aspergillus wentii DTO 134E9, 612 nucleotides. Its product is annotated as HD domain-containing protein. The record is from RefSeq and is a predicted model, not a curated record. Lineage: Eukaryota; Fungi; Ascomycota; Eurotiomycetes; Eurotiales; Aspergillaceae. The transcript has 3 exons. Bases 1 to 612 code for a protein of 203 amino acids.
AUGGACCAUCAAAAAGCACUUGAAACUGCUGAAAAGGUAGUCAGUUCCAUCGAGAAAUAUGGACAGGGUGACUACAUUGGUGAAUCGAUCAGUCAACUGGAACACUGUCUCCAAGCUGCACAUCAAGCACAGAAGAAUGGCGCACGAAAUGAACUCGUUCUCGCAGCUCUCCUCCACGACUAUGGCCAGAUAAUCCCCCUCGAAUCAACACGUGAAGUCCGGAUGAACCUCAAAAGCAGCUCAAAAGAUGUCGGGCGAGUUGGCCAUGAAGCUAUCGGGGCGGAGGUGUUACAAUCACUUGGAUUCAGUCAGACUGUCUGCCAACUUGUCAAUAGCCAUGUUGCUGCCAAGAGGUACCUUACUGCAGUGGAUAAAUCGUACUAUAACUCUCUGUCAUCUGCAUCCCAGGCAACUCUUGCAUUUCAAGGUGGUCCAUUCAGAGGGGAUGAACUCGCUACCUUUGACCAAGAUCCCCUGCGUGAUGAGAUGGUUGCGAUGAGAUUGUGGGAUGAUGCAGCCAAGAUCCCAGACAUUCAGGAUUUGACACCACGAGCUAGGUCAUACAUGGAUAGAAUUGUGGCUCAUCUUGAGGGAAGGGAUGAACUUUUCUAA